AUUUCUUUCGCACUACCGUAAAACGGGGUGACUUUGACCUCACGGGUUGACUUUGGCCCCAUUUUGAGAAUUUGUUUAAAACCCACCCAAAUCUACUUUUAUUUGAUAUUUCCCAUUUUAUUUUGUUUUGAUACUGUAGUUAAUAACAGCAGCAAUAAUUAUACAACAAAAAAUCUUGUCACUUUAUGAAAAAUAUUUGGGAAAAAAAACUUUUUCAUUUGGAGGGUCAGAAAUAAAAAAAUUGAAAAAAAAAUCGCAACUCAGUACUUUUAUUGAGAAGUCCAAAAAAGAAACAUUCAAUUGUCCUUAUUCUUUACAGGUUGGAAGAGAUAUUCUCUGUGAAGGUUUUUAUGGUGUUUGGAACAAGUUUAAACUAGUUGGGGGCGUAUGAGGGAGGUUUUUUGCCCACAAUGCAAAAUUCCAUGUAAUAUGGUACUGACUUUGGCCCACCUUAUUACCCUAUACAAACCUACUUUUUUGUUUUAUUUUUCAGAAAUAAAACGAAUUUAUUUUCUCAUUCUAGUCAUCCAGUUAAUCUAUAAAUGUAAACAGUUUAUUUCAAAUCAUGGUGAGAAAAUUCAGUCGUGUUUUGGGCAGUAGAAGAUACCAUGAUUAUAGUGAGAAAAAACUUCAGCGAGCUCUGGAAGCAAUUAAAAGGGGAGAAUCGCAAAGAAACGUUGCAGCACAGUUCAAUAUACCUAGGAGUACUUUGAAGAAUAAGUUGAAACUGAGGCACAUGAAAAAAUUUGGUGGGCAAACAGUUUUAUCUGCAGAAACUGAGAAAAUUCUAGUGGAGCACUGCAUAGCCGUAAGCAGUUUUGGUUUUCCGAUAGCACAGGAAGAUUUGAGAAGCAUAGUUAAAGCUUAUCUUGAUGCAAAAGGAGUGACUGUCAGUAAAUUUCACAGCAAUUAUCCUGGAGUUGAAUGGGUGAAAGCAUUCUUAAAAAGGCACUCAGAACUAACGGUGCGAUUCGCAACGAAUAUAAAAAAGAAAAGGGCAGGGGUAUCGAGUGAGACUAUUGAAAAAUAUUUUGAAAACAUCGAAGAAGAGUUGGAUGAUGUGCCCCCGGAAAAUAUUUGGAAUUAUGAUGAAACAAACUUAACUGAUGACCCAGGGCAAAAGAAGAUAAUAUGCAAGCGCGGCUGCAAAUACCCAGAAAGAAUCCUGAAUUCGACAAAAUCUGCAAUAAGUUUGAUGUUCUGUGGGAAUGCAGCAGGAGCAGUGAUGCCACCGUAUGUAGUGUACAAAGCCGAGAAUCUGUGGAGCACUUGGGUUGAAGGAGGACCACCAGGGACACUAUACAACAGAUCAAGAUCAGGCUGGUUUGAUGGAUUUAGUUUUCAAGAUUGGUUUAAUCGAAUGGUGCUGCCUAGGCUGAAGCGUCAAAAUGGGAAAAAAGUUCUCAUUGGGGAUAAUUUAUCCUCCCAUAUCAGUCCAGAUGUUCUGAAAUCAUGUCUUGAUCACAAUAUAGCUUUCAUAUGUCUACCGCCUAAUUCGACGCACCUCACCCAACCCCUGGAUAUUGCCUAUUUCAGGCCAAUGAAAGUCGCUUGGAGAUCGAUAUUGAAUUCUGUGAAAAGUAAAGAAAGAAGGCAGACAUCCGCAACGCUAAGAAAAGAUGAGUUUCCAGCACUUUUGAACAAACUCUGCUUUGCUCUUGAUGUCAGGGGAGCAAACAACCUAGUUGCAGGAUUUAAAAAAGCAGGACUUGUUCCGCUCAAUAAAGAAGAAGUUCUCAGUAGAUUACCAAGAACUACGAGUCAUGAUGAUUCUGAUGUUAUCAGUGAAAAAUUUCUUGAGAAAAUUUCAGAUUUAAGAUCUUCUGUGGCAAAGGAAACUAAAACAAGAAAGAAGGUUCAGGUAGAACCUGGGAAAAGCGCAUGUGAGGAAGAUGUGGCAAGACUUGAAAAAACGGUUUCAAAAAAAGCUCAAGCAAAUCAAAAUAUUGAAGAUUCAGAUUCAACGGUUGAAAUUGUUUCCUCAGACGAUGAAUGCGAUGAAGCCUCUACUCCUGAAUCAUCCAACUCUCACUCUGUAGUUUCAACUGCUCAUCACUUGCCAUUUGAAGAAUGCAACAUUGGUGAUUAUGUUAUAAUUUCGUAUGAGGGUGAAUUAUACCCUGGAAUUGUCAAAACCCGCACAACUGACGGGUGCGAGGUGAGUGUCAUGGAGAAGUCUGGAUGUAACUGGAGAUGGCCAUUUCGGAAAGAUCAGAUUUUUUACGACUGGAGCAGCAUAAAACGUUGUAUCAGUCCCCCAGAUCUCAUAAAUGCGCGAGGCAUCUAUAAAGUGUCUGAAUUGAACUGAACUGACCUUUUUGCCAUGAUAUCAACUGCUAUGAAUGAAUACAGACAUGUUUAAUUUUGAUUUUUGCAGUGCCAUUAUAAAAUGGCCGAUUUCGUUGAGUGUUCUAAUUUUUUUGGGGUUUCUGUUUUUUUAAAAAGUCUCUGUGGGCCAAAGCCCACUGUAAUAAAUGUUUUCUUUGUCUCAGUAUGGGUACAGCUUAAUUUAUGGGGAGAAAUAGGCACUGGGCCAAAGUGGUACCGAAAUUGCUGGUGACUUUGGCCCACCGUAAAUUAAAAAAAAUAAUAUAGAAAAAACAAAUAUUUUGGUUCAAUGAUUAUGCACGACGUAUACCCCCUCUAAAAUGCAUAGUUUGGACCCGGAAUAGCAAUUCAUAGAUUUUUAAUAUUCGAGAUAUUUUGACUGAAAGACCAAAAAUGGGUCAUAGUCACCCCGCUUUACGGUAUAUUCUUUGA
Molecule: messenger RNA, 2760 nt
Organism: Styela clava
Lineage: Eukaryota; Metazoa; Chordata; Ascidiacea; Stolidobranchia; Styelidae
Source: RefSeq, a predicted model, not a curated record